Messenger RNA from Staurois parvus, 379 nucleotides. Lineage: Eukaryota; Metazoa; Chordata; Amphibia; Anura; Ranidae. The record is from the annotation of a GenBank genome assembly.
GACCUGAAGCCCAUCUGAUGACCCCCGCCCGUGUCAGGAAUGGACUUGCCAGUGGUGGUGGGACUCACCUGCCUUGUGGGCUGCAGUACCAGGGCUGGCCAGCGGGUGCUCUCAGCAACCAGAGGCUCACUCCUGCAAUGAGCCAUCACCUGAAGCUGAUUACAACAAGUGUAUUUAAGGAAUGGCCAGGCCUGUGAUCAGGGCCUUGGUGUAUGUUUCCCAUGGGCCCCUGUACCUGCAUCCUGUCUGCUUUCUGCCUGAUCCAGAUUCUGCUUCAAUCCCUGACUCUGCAUGAACUCCGCCUGUCCUGACCUCGGCUAUUCCUGACUACUCUUCCGCCUGCUCCUUGUGUCCUGCCUGCCCGUUUGCUACCGACCCG